Coregonus clupeaformis (lake whitefish) is the source of this 2008-nucleotide messenger RNA. Its product is annotated as adhesion G protein-coupled receptor E5. Gene Ontology annotation, molecular function: calcium ion binding. The record is from RefSeq and is a predicted model, not a curated record. NCBI's taxonomy places the organism in Eukaryota, Metazoa, Chordata, Actinopteri, Salmoniformes, Salmonidae. The coding region runs from base 69 to 1586 and encodes 505 amino acids. The transcript has 13 exons.
UACCAAAUUAUUAUUUAGAAUUCAAGCCAAGCUGACAUGUGACAUUAACUCACUGCCUGUUAUAGAGCAUGGGAGCAAUUCUAUUUCUCCUGAUUCUGGCGCUUCUCAAGGACCAUGGUCAUGGAGCUCCACAGAAAGAUAUCGAUGAGUGUAGUAACAACUCACUCAUCUGUGGGGACAAUUCAGCUUGUUUCAAUACUGUUGGUAGCUACUACUGUGAGUGUCUUACUGGAUUUAAGGACUUCGCUGGUGCCACUCGACAAUGCUUGGACAUAGAUGAGUGUGCUGAGAACCAACAUAUUUGUGGGGAAUGGGACAUCUGUCUCAAUCAGGUGGGUAGCUACCAGUGCAAGUGUCCCACAGGAUUCAGUAACUACAACUACAGACGACCUCACUGUGUAGAUAUCAAUGAGUGUAUGGCCAAUCCCCAAAUCUGUGAGGACCAUUCAAUUUGCCUCAAUACCAUUGGCAGUUACUAUUGUGAGUGUCUUCCUGGGUUCACAUUACAGCCCACAAAUAUUGCAACUGGACAGUGUUUGGACAUUAACGUGUGUAACACAGAAGGAGUAUGUGGAAAGGGGGGCAUCUGCCACAACCUGAAUGGCAGCUACUGGUGCCUGUGUCCUGCUGGAUUUACUAACUUCGGCAACAACCAAACUAAGUGUGUAGAGCUUAAUUGUGACCAGUAUGAAACACAGCCUGGUCAGACUCUACCAGGCUUUUACAGUUUCGUGUCUCUGUUGAGAAACAACUGUUUGGUGUUGAGCAACUCUACAUUGCCUGGAACUUCAAGACAGCUGCUGACUGCAAAUGUGCUUUUGACAUUACUUGUUAAUACCACUGAUGUUCUUCACCUGGGCGUCCAGUCCAAUGGUGAAGUGACUAAGUUACUGAGGACAAUUGAAAUGUCUAUCAGACUGAUCGCUCCACUGCUGACAGAGAACGUGACCAGGAUAGAGACCAACCACACAAAGGCUGAGAUUAUGGUGAGGAGAGACAAGAAUCCACCUGAAGGACCAGUCAGCCUGACCAAUGAGAACACUCAACUUGACACCACCUGGGAGACGGCGGUUGGAGAUUACCAGAAUUACCCAGGGUUUGCCUUUGUCGUUCUGCUCAGCUAUAAGAAUCUGGAUACUCUGAAGGACAGUUUUUCUCAUCAGAGCCAGCAGCUCAUGUCCAGUGCUGUGACGGUGUCCGUUAGCAACUCCAACACAACAAACCUGCCCCAACCGGUUAAUCUCACCUUCAAUCACCUGCAGUCCAGUGAUGUUGACCCCACCUGUGUUUAUUGGUCGGAUGAGAAUGGACCGGGGGAGUGGUCUGGGCAGGGUUGCACUUCAGUGAUGUCAAACUCCACCCACACUGUGUGCUCCUGCAACCAUCUCAGCACAUUUGCUCUGCUGAAGGGAAUCCAUCAGAAAAAGGAAAGCGGCCAGCUGUCGGUGGUGAUGUGGGUGGGCAUUUCUGUGGCACUGGCCUUUGUGGUCCUAUCCCUGAUCAUGUCCCUGUGGUGUCGCAAUUUCAGUCGCAAACGCCGUGGAGGACACCGACUGCAACAGGAUAUACAACUCUAUAGCAAAUAAGACAUGGAUUUGAACUAUUGGUGUUAUAAGAAAAGCUUUACUUGGAAUCCAUUUGUAAAAUUGUCUCUUGGCUUGCAAGGACAAAUGCCAGCAUUUUUAUUUAAUUAAGUAGUAUAAAAUGUAUCAAACAAAAAAUAUAUAAGAACACAUAACUUUAUGUUAAUAGAUAUACAAUAUCUCAUGUAUAUAACGCUUAAAAGUUCCAGACUGUAACAGCAGAGCUCUCAUCUCUAUGGCAAAAUACAUAAGUCAUUUUAGUCUCAUAAGCAUGGUCUGUAAUUUGUAGCAUGAAUUUUUCUAGAAUAGUGGUAUAUCCACUCAAAGCUGUAUUUGUCCAGUAUCAUGCCACUUGGUUGUUGUUGUAACCGAGUUAUUUUAAGUGAAAGUAAUAUUUUUCCUGUGUAUUAAAAUGUAUUUUAAUC